AUGAGCCAGGCGGGAAAGGGAAAUCCAGGAGUCGGGCGGGAAGGGAAAUCCAGGAGCCAGGCGGGAAGGGAAAUCCAGGAGCCGGGCGGCAAGGGAUAUCCAGGAGCCGAACGGAAAAGGGAAAUCCAGGAGCCGAACGAAAAAGGGAAAUCCAGGAGCCAGGCGGGAAAGGGAAAUCCAGGAGCCGGGCGGGAAGGAAAUCCAGGAGCCAGGCGGGAAAGGGAAAUCCAGGAGCCGGGCGGGAAGGAAAUCCAGGAGCCGGGCGGGAAAGGGAAAUCCAGGAGCCGGGCGGGAAGGAAAUCCAGGAGCCAGGCGGGAAAGGGAAAUCCAGGAGCCGGGCGGGAAGGAAAUCCAGGAGCCGGGCGGGAAAGGGAAAUCCAGGAGCCGGGCGGGAAGGAAAUCCAGGAGCCAGGCGGGAAAGGGAAAUCCAGGAGCCGGGCGGGAAGGAAAUCCAGGAGCCGGGCGGGAAAGGGAAAUCCAGGAGCCGGGCGGGAAGGAAAUCCAGGAGCCGGGCGGGAAAGGGAAAUCCAGGAGCCGGGCGGGAAGGAAAUCCAGGAGCCAGGCGGGAAAGGGAAAUCCAGGAGCCGGGCGGGAAGGAAAUCCAGGAGCCAGGCGGGAAAGGGAAAUCCAGGAGCCGGGCGGGAAGGAAAUCCAGGAGCCAGGCGGGAAGGGAAAUCCAGGAGCCGGGCGGGAAGGGAAAUCCAGGAGCCAGGCGGGAAGGGAAAUCCAGGAGCCGGGCGGGAAGGGAAAUCCAGGAGCCAGGCGGGAAGGGAAAUCCAGGAGCCAGGCGGGAAGGGAAAUCCAGGAGCCAGGCGGGAAAGGGAAAUCCAGGAGCCGGGCGGGAAGGAAAUCCAGGAGCCGGGCGGGAAAGGGAUAACAGAGGUGCGGUCGUUUGAAGCUGAGCUCGUCAGCAAGUCAGCGGAGACUACAGAGGCCUGUGUCUGUCUGUUCCGGGAACUCGCGGCCGCUGGCCUCUGA
This is a messenger RNA of Bacillus rossius redtenbacheri, 978 nucleotides long. Its product is annotated as myosin heavy chain IB-like. The transcript has a single exon. The record is from RefSeq and is a predicted model, not a curated record. The coding region runs from base 1 to 978 and encodes 325 amino acids. NCBI's taxonomy places the organism in Eukaryota, Metazoa, Arthropoda, Insecta, Phasmatodea, Bacillidae.